CCCGCCCGCGGGGCACCCGGCCCGCCCCGCUGCCAGCCCAGCCCAGCCCAGCCCAGCCGAGGGGGCCUCCUUUUGUUCACCCAGUGCCUCUCCGCCUCCUCCCCCCGCUCCCUCCGCUCCUCCAUGGGCUGCGGCGGUGCCAGCCGCCCGCUCCUGCCGAAGAAACGCUCGGGCCGCCGGGGUCAGGCCGGAGCAGCUGCCGGGACCGCGGGGGAGGCGGCGGCGCCCGGCCGCGCUGGAGCCUUUUUAAAACACUGGGGUUAUUGGAGUGGUCGAAUUUUUCCUGGAUUUGAGUGAGAAAUUCAGAAGACUGAAGCCCAGGCUCACUGUCUACCUUUCACGGAGGCCCAGCCGUGAGAGGACAGAAGAAGGCACGUGGCGAAUCAUGACAGCUGACAAAGAAAAAGACAAAGACAAAGAGAAGGACAGAGACAGAGACCGGGACAAGGAGCGAGACAAAAGAGACAAAGCGAGAGAGAGCGAGAACUCGCGUCCUCGUCGGAGCUGUACUUUGGAAGGAGGCGCCAAGAAUUAUGCCGAGAGCGACCACAGUGAAGACGAGGACAACGAUAACAACAGCGCUACCACAGAGGAGUCUACAAAGAAAAAUAAAAAGAAACCACCGAAGAAGAAAUCUCGCUACGAGAGAACGGACAACGGUGAGAUAACGUCCUUCAUCACAGAGGAUGAUGUUGUGUACAGGCCUGGAGAUUGCGUGUAUAUUGAAAGUCGCCGGCCGAACACCCCAUACUUCAUCUGCAGCAUUCAAGACUUCAAACUGAGUAAACGGGACCAUCUGCUUAUGAAUGUCAAAUGGUACUAUCGCCAGUCUGAAGUCCCAGAUUCAGUCUAUCAGCAUUUGGUUCAGGACCGACACAAUGAGAAUGACUCUGGACGAGAGCUUGUUAUCACAGACCCAGUGAUCAAGAAUCGAGAGCUCUUCAUUUCAGAUUACGUUGACACGUACCAUGCUGCUGCCCUGAGAGGGAAGUGUAACAUCUCCCAUUUUUCUGACAUAUUUGCUGCUAGAGAGUUUAAAGCCCGAGUGGAUUCAUUUUUCUACAUAUUGGGCUACAAUCCAGAGACGAGAUUUCUUCACUACCUUUCCUGUGGUGGUGAUGAUGGACUGCCAUUUUGGGACAAGCAGCACUCCUGGAGGCUGAACAGCACCCAGGGGGAAAUCAGAGUUGGACCCAGCCAUCAGGCUAAGCUUCCAGAUUUGCAGCCAUUUCCUUCCCCGGAUGGCGGCACAGUAACACAACAUGAAGAACUUGUGUGGAUGCCGGGGGUCAAUGACUGUGACUUGCUCAUGUACCUCAGGGCAGCAAGGAGCAUGGCAGCUUUUGCAGGGAUGUGUGAUGGAGGAUCCACAGAAGAUGGCUGUGUUGCAGCAUCUCGUGAUGACACUACACUCAAUGCACUCAAUACACUACAUGAAAGUAACUACGAUGCCGGAAAAGCCCUGCAGCGCUUGGUGAAGAAGCCUGUGCCCAAACUGAUCGAGAAGUGUUGGACUGAAGACGAAGUGAAACGCUUCAUUAAGGGGCUGAGACAGUACGGAAAGAACUUCUUCAGAAUCCGAAAGGAGCUACUUCCCAAUAAGGAGACUGAGACGAAUCUUGCCAAAGCUGAGUCUCUUUUCAUUACCCGAAUUGCAGCAGUUGGAGGGAAUUGGAGAAAUAAAUCCUGCCAACCAAAGAACCCCACCAAAGACUGAAAACAAACCUCUGCUCCCUUGACACUUAUGCUUUCCCCCGAACGGUGGAGAGUGAUAAACCCCACCAGGCUUUUGUUUUCUACCCCGCGCAUCUUCCCCACCUUUGGUGUUAGAACAGACUGCCUAAAAGUCAGCUCUGAAUCUGGAUCAGAAGGGGAAACAAAUCACCACCAGCCAGUUUACUGCUUGGCUUCACUCCUCUUUCCUUCCAUCGCGUACUUGAAGGUGCUGACCUGACACAACAUGCUCUUUUCAUGCCGUGAAGUCAGGUUUUCCCAUGUCCCUUAUAGAGGCUUGUAUUGUCAUGCGUGGCUCUGUUUUCAGACUCCCAGAUGGGCAGCACAGACGAGCAGCGUUGUACAGGCUAGAGAAUAAUAGGGCAUCCCGAAUUCGGGGCGCUGGAGAAGAAAAUGUACUAGGAAUAUUUGCAGAGAGUGCUCAUCCCAGAGACAGCAUUGUCAAAACAGUAGCACAGAUGGAACAGCUACAAGUUAUUUUUUUUUAAUGGUCAAUUCAUCUGUCUGACAGGUGAAUGCUGUCACCUCAGCAUCUCAACCUUCGACUGUUUGAGCACAGGUUUUUCCCCACUCUUGGUGUUUGUGAUAAAUACUGUGUCCUCCUUGUUCCUCAGCCCUAGGUGAAGGAGAAAAGAAAGAUAGCGUCAAGUUUUUAAGAGCCUAGAAAUGUGCUAAACUCAUCUGUUGCAGGGGGAGGAGGAGUGAGGCGGGGGUAGCACUGGAGCCUUAUUCAAGUAUUACGACUUUUAUCGUCAUUUGUGUACCAAACGGGCUGUGCUGCAGUGUUUCUUUCUGUUAACGUGCCUUGCUCUUUGGCUUUGAUAGCUGAACUUGCCUGAUUUCCUUGUGAUUCAUAUGACAUGAAGGGCACGCUUCCUGCUCAAAGUUUCCUUUGAUUAUGUUAAACUAAUAGAGCUGCAAUGUUUAAUGGUUUAUGGUUCUGGAAGACCAGAACUUACUGAAACACACAUUCUUUCUGUGUUGGGACCCGGGUCUGACCUGUGGAGCUUCAUCGCGUGUCGUGUCGGUGAUUAAAUAAACGUGUGCAGUGCACCUUACCCAACUUAGCUGGGGAAGAGGCAUCUUUUGUACUUUCCACUGAUCAGUCAGAUCCAACACACAGAAUAACUCUGUGGGUUGCAUUUCUGGACUUUCACCUUGGUGCGAUGAAGUGAUAUGGACAAAAGGCCUUCCACUUUCAGUGUUGUGUUAAAGUUUUAUUGAUUUAACAGUUCCAGCGUAUGUUGUUAUUCUGUGGCAUUUGAUGCGAUAGGGUUUUUUUUUGUUGCCCAGUUUUGGAAGUGCAUUCUUUUGUUGGAAAGAUAAGAGCAUUUUUCUGCUCUGCAUGGGUACAAAGGAUUGGGUUGCUCUGUUUGCAUGGUUUUGAAGGUGAAGAUCUGUAUUUUGGUUUAUAGAAAAAUCUGUGCUUCUCCUAUAUGUAAACUUUUCCUCUAAGAAAAACCCAUGCAAAACUUCUGCCACUUGAAUGCCAUGAAUUUCUGUGGUGUUCCACCAGCAGAGAAAUUCACUCUUCGUACCGUAUGCGAUAUAGCUUAAAAAAAAGAAAAGAUCUGAUUCUUAGGGAGUGUUGUAUGCGGCAGCUCUGUGCCAGUUGUAAUUGCGGGUUGUGAGCUGGCAGUUACUGCGGUUAAGGCAGCGAGAAGGCUUUGAUAUCUCAGGCCUCAAUUGUGCAGGGACGCUUAGGAAUGCAUUUAAGUGUGUUAAUUGUUCCACUGGAGACCGUGAAGGCCAUGAUACUGCUUGCUUACAUCAGAUUGGUGUAAUGGCAAGGCUUUACUGAAAACUGCCCUGAAACCUUCCCCUUGACCCAUCCCUCUUUUAUAAUAGAAAGAGUACUAUAAGCUUCUGCUUUGGAUGCCAGCUCAUGAGUCAUGCCCAUCUAAAUAACUAUGCUGGCAUGUAGGAAUUGCACAUCUGAAGGUCCUGACUGCUUUACUAAUUGGUUAAACUUAGCAUCUGUCUGAAUAAAUUGAAGCUAGAUUUCAUUGCAUGCCUAAGUUUCUAGAUCUUUCCCUUUUCUAAACUAGUGUUUGGAUUUUAUUUAUUUGUUUCGAGUAACUGAAGCCGUAGUUUUGACCUUUUCAAGUAAACUUGCACAGAAAAGCAAUGAGAGAGAUUUAAAAUUAGGUUUCAUUAUGCUGCUUAUUUUGUGAGUUGUCCCCUUUUUCCACCAUAGGAUGACAGAGUCUGUAUGAUGGAGAUAAGCAGGCUUUCCUGGAGUACUGUUUAGUGUUAGUUUUGCUGUUUCUAUAAAAGGCAGAUUGAAAUGGAUGAAUGAAUACCUGGAAUCACUUUCUCCACCAAGUAGAAACUCUGUUGGUUCCAGACGUUUGGCUAUGCUCAUGCCCGUUACUAUCUAGGAAUCCAUCUUGUGUCCUUUGCUGCCAGGAAGACAUGCUUGUGUGGCUUAUUCAGAAGUUGCUCCCUGCUCAUCAACCCCUGAGUAUUGCAGCUUUAAGAAUGUGGGAGAAAAGCGUACCAGAUUCAACACCUGUUGAUCGCUGCGGUUUGGCCUGACCCUGAAGUCAUGCAUAUCCUCUUAUGCAUGGUCCUUGUCUGUCUAAAAGGGUCGAAAAAGCCAGGUUUGGUUUGGAAAAUGAAGCCUAGUUCCGUAAAAUAAUCCUACCCCCAGCUCCUUUUCACAUAAGAAGUCACCUUCCUCUGCAGUUCGCAGUGAGGAUUUCCAUUGUGUUUCAUUACAGAGGUGUCCUUGAAAGACAGUGGGGAAAUAACUGUUAUGUGCUGCCAAAGCUUUGUUUCCUCCGUACUGUUUUGCGUCUUCUCAUUAAUUAUUAAAGUGAACAACACUGGCUUGAAGGCUUGCUAUGUACCUUGGCAGCUCUGUUUUUCCCUCCCCGACCCUGCACAGGAUCUGUUAGGCCUGGGUUAGUUGCCUUCUGAGAAGCAGACACUCAAAUAGUAGGUUGCAGGUACCUGCAUCUUAUUUGAGCAGAAACAUUGGAUACCCGUUAAUUAAAUCCUUUAAUUGGGUAACAGGGCUGUGAGAGGUUUAUGCUUUCUCUUUUUGCUUUGAAGCCCUUUCCUCAGGACUUCCAUAAAACAGCACCUUCUAAAUGAUUUGCUGUGGACCUGGCAAACUCCUGGCAUCAGGUAGGAAAGCAGGUUAAUCACCUGCCCUAGGUCCUUGCUGAUGACGGGGAAUGCACGUCGCAAAUUUUGGUCAACACGAAUAAUCGGACCAACCACAAAAAGGCCAGUGAAACUCUAGGAAGAGCUUUGUUCACCUGCUUGACAUCUGCAACAGUUUUAAUCAUGGAAUUACUUUACCAUGGACGGUUAAGUGCUCUCUAGUAUGUUUGGUAAGAUAAGCAAGUGUUAGUAAUACAAGGUCUUGAGUGCAGGAUAAUCCCUUCUGUGAAAUUCUGGCUGAGACAGGGGGCAAGAAACUGCCAUUUUAGGUGUGCAGCCGGUUCUUUGGAAUAGGGAAAAGCAAAGCAGGUUGAUUUUAAUUCAUUUUAAAUUUGAUGGUUCUGGGAAUUGUAAGUAUGAAGUGGCAUAUCCCCAGAAGCCAUCUUGGAUCGGGUACAGGUCGAUAUCUUCAUUAAUGGCUUAGAGGAUGGAAUCUAGUGCGUGCUUUGGGGACAGCACCCGAAUAGGGACCCAUGGAGCGUUGGAUUGGUUCAGAAGGGCCAGAAAUGUGAGAAGAGGUUGGCGAUCAGUUGUCUUUUGUUCAGGGAGGACAGAACAGCAAGUGUUAGGCAUAAAUCGCAACAAAGGAGAUUUGGGGGGAGUGGAGGGAGAGAAGGGGCUGUGGUCAGCACUGGCAAAAUCUCCAUCACUAGGAAUUUUUAAAUUCAGGUUAGACAAACACUUGUCCAGGAUAGUUUAGAUGGGGAUAAUCCUACCUUGACCAAGUGGGUUGGGUUUAGAUGACUUUCUAAGGUCCCUUCUGAGCGUGACUCACUGAACUUAAAAAAACAUUUGAGUACGUCAGGGCUGUCCAACUGGUAGCCCGGGGGCCGCUUGUAGCCCACACGGGGUUAGGUUGUGGCCCUGGGCUCCCACCUAGCUUCAACAGCAGCCUGAGUCUCCCUGCUGCCCUUCAUCCUCUGGUGUCUGCAUUCUGCCCCCACCCCAGGGGUUGAUGCAAUAUGCAUGGCGCACUGCGGGGUGCUCCAGGUGAGGCCAGGGCUGUACAGCUAUGGGUGGAAGGGCAUGUCCAUGUGGCUCCAUUAUGCUGGUGGGCAUUACACUGGGCAUCCAUGCAGCGUGUAGCCUGUGGUCCUCACUGGUGCAGGCUGAAACGCAUGCAGCCCUCGGUUGCUGGGUAGGACAGCCCCAGAGUAUGUUAACAACGCAUAUUAUUUGGGUCACUUUUUAAAGUGCUACUGUGGUGGGAUCCUUCAUAAACAGCUUACUGUACAGCUUACUGUACUCCGAUUUACGACACAAUUGGUUCCUGA
Messenger RNA from Alligator sinensis (Chinese alligator), 6179 nucleotides. RefSeq names its product arginine-glutamic acid dipeptide repeats (gene RERE). The record is from RefSeq and is a predicted model, not a curated record. Bases 386 to 1717 code for a protein of 443 amino acids. Gene Ontology annotation, molecular function: chromatin binding; transcription corepressor activity. Lineage: Eukaryota; Metazoa; Chordata; Crocodylia; Alligatoridae. The transcript is spliced from 13 exons. Gene Ontology annotation, cellular component: nucleus.